AUGCAUCGUCUCACACGACAUCUUCUCGCCACAGACAACAUGACAUCCAACGCUGCCGCGAGCAGCUCGCACGACGAGCUCGUCGAUUUCGACCCGACCGAGCAUCCUCAUCGGCGCUACAACCCCCUCACGCGCAGCUGGGUGCUCUGCUCACCGCACCGCACCAAGCGCCCGUGGCAGGGCCAAGAAGAGUCACCUCAAGGCACCUCCCUCCCUCCCUACGAUCCCAAAUGCUACCUCUGUCCCGGCAACGCUCGCGCCACGGGCGGCACCAACGACAACUACACUUCCACCUUCUUCUUCGAGAACGACUAUGCGGCGCUCAAACCCCAGGCCGUCGCACCCGAGACGAACCAGCAUCCUCUCCUGCAGUCGCAGCCCGCCCGCGGUCGAUGCUAUGUGAUCUGCUUCAACCCGCAGCACAAUCUCACCCUCGCUCAGCUCAGUACGGUACCAUUCUCGCCAGAGGAGCACAUCGUACCCAUCAUCGAGAGCUGGCGGACGAUCUACCGACAGAUCAGCGUGGAGAACCCGUUUGUCAAGUACGUGCAGAUCUUCGAGAACAAGGGGAGCGCCAUGGGCUGUUCCAACCCGCAUCCGCACGGGCAGGUGUGGUCGUUGGACUACAUUCCGGAGGAGCCGAGUAAGGAGUUGGCUUCGUUGAAGGAGUGGUGUCGCAAUCCUGUUAACCAGGACGAGAAGAUCAACCUUGGCGCGCUCGAUGACCAGAAGAGGCCGUCGAUGCUCUUGACGCUGGCCAAGCUGGAGCUGACAACGGAAGGACAGCCGCGUGUGGUGGUGGCAAACGAACACUUUGUCGCCCUCGUACCCUACUGGGCCGUGUGGCCGUUCGAAGUGCUUCUUCUGCCGGCAAAACGACAGAUCCGACACGUACUCGAAAUGACCUCUUCGGAGGUGGUGGCUCUGGCGCAGAUUCUGGCAGAAGUGACGUGCAAGCUGGACAACCUCUUCCAGUGCUCCUUUCCGUACUCGAUGGGCGUUCACCAGCAGCCGACGGAGAAGAGCCAGGGUGAGGAGGACGACUCUGCCCAGUUCCAUGUGCAUUUCUAUCCGCCGCUGUUGAGGAGCGCGAGCGUGAGGAAGUUCUUGGUCGGAUUCGAGAUGAUGGCCGAGCCGCAGCGGGAUUUGACGGCGGAACAGGCGGCGAAGCGGAUCCGUGAGUGCGCGGAUCGCCACUAUCUGACGACGAUGAAGGAGGGCCCAAACUGA
Molecule: messenger RNA, 1230 nt
Organism: Kalmanozyma brasiliensis GHG001
Lineage: Eukaryota; Fungi; Basidiomycota; Ustilaginomycetes; Ustilaginales
Product: Galactose-1-phosphate uridyl transferase, N-terminal
Exons: 1
Coding region: 1-1230 (409 amino acids)
Biological process (GO): beta-D-galactose catabolic process via UDP-galactose, Leloir pathway
Cellular component (GO): cytoplasm
Molecular function (GO): UDP-glucose:hexose-1-phosphate uridylyltransferase activity; zinc ion binding
Source: RefSeq, a predicted model, not a curated record